CUCGCUCCCUCGCGCAGUGGCAGAGAACGCGUUCGUUCGAGGCGUUCGACUUUCGAGCGGCGACGUACGCUAGCGUGUAUGUCUUCAUUAUUGAUGCAAAAGUUCCACGAUGGUAGAUCAUAACCAGAAAUUGUUACAGGAGUUGCAAAAGAAAACCGGGAAUAAUGUUUGUGCCGAUUGUGGAAAUCCGGACCCGGAUUGGGCUUCGUACAACCUUGGUAUAUUCAUCUGCAUGCGAUGUGCAAGCAUUCACCGCGGCAUGGGCGCACACAUCAGCAAAGUCAAGCACCUGAAGUUGGACCGCUGGGAGGACUCGCAGGUGCAAAGAAUGAAGGAGGUCGGUAACAAUGCCGCGAGAAACAAAUACGAGGAAAGAGUCCCACCGUGUUACAGAAGACCUAAUAGGAACGAUCCGCAAGUACUGAUUGAGCAGUGGAUCCGAGCGAAGUAUGAACGGGAGGAGUUUUGUCACCCUGAGCGGCAGAGCUACCUCUCUGGCACAAUGGAAGGGUUCCUAAUGAAGAGAGGCAAAGAAGACAGCCGUUACCAGCUGAGGAAGUUCGUCUUAAGUGAGAAUGAAGACACCCUUAAGUAUCACGUUAGAGAAAAUAAGGAACCUAAAGGCGUGCUCAAACUGUCAGAGUUGAAUGUAGCGUUCGCGCCAGCUAAGAUCGGUCACAUGAACUCUAUGCAACUGACGUUCAUUAAAGAGGGAUCGACGCGGCAUAUCUACGUGUAUCAUGAGGACCCAGAAGUUAUUAGCAAUUGGUACACAGCAAUCCGUUGCGCCCAGCUCCACUUACUCCAAGUGGCGUUCCCUUCAACACCCCAGUCGGACUUAGUGCUCCGCCUACCUAAAGACUUUGCCCGCGAAGGCUGGCUCUGGAAGACUGGACCUCGCCCCUCUGAUGCCCACAGGCGUAGAUGGUUCACUUUGGAUAACAGGAAGCUAAUGUACCACGAUGAACCGCUUGAUGCUUAUCCGAAGGGCGAAAUAUUUGUCGGUCACGAAUCAAACGGUUACUGUAUCAAGGUAUCCAACACGGGCAACGGUUGCAAGGAGGCCCGCUUCCCGUUCCAGCUGGUGACCCCCGACCGCACGUACUGCCUCGCCGCCACCACGCACGAGGACCGCGACGGCUGGCUCGCCGUUAUACAGCAGACCAUCAAGAGGCCGCUCACGCCGCAGGACUCUACCAUCGAGGCCACCCUAGUCCGUAAGCGGACGACGUCUAACUCGAUCAGCAUAUUCUCGGGCAGGUAGUCGGUAGGGCCGCGCCCGCCCCCGUACCACGUGAUGACGUAUCGCUAGGGCCGGUACUGCGUCAACGCCUGCUUACAACGCUGCGUCACCAAUACGACUGCUAAUAAUUAUAAUUAAAUUAUUAUUAAAAACAAACCUUUUAGAAUUAUUUUAAUGUCAUUUAUUUUACUAUAUGACGAGUUCACGUUGACUCUUGUACAUACAAUUAUUUUGAUUAAAUGAUUUUAAUCUUUAUCCAUUAUUUAAUUACGUAUGUAAUGCAUUGUUUUAAUUUUAAGAUUUGACGAUCGGUGUUGAAAAACGUAUACAAUUUUGUUUUAAUUUAUUGUAUUAAAUGCAAUGAAGGAUUUGAAUCGAUAAUUUAAGUCAUAUUAAAUUAUUAAUUUAUGUUUUUUUUUAUAAGUUAUAAAAAGUGUGUUAUUUUAUGUUGCGUUCAUUUAUAUCAUGGCGGUACGCACAAAAUAUCAAUGUAAUAACCAAUAAUAUAGUUAUUGUAACAUGUAGCUUCUAAUAUAACUAAAUAUAUCAAUACAUUUGUAAUUCAUUAUAGUGUAACGUUGAAAAUCACAACAAAGCUCUCUUAAUCAUGGUAAAAGACAUUUUACAGGGACUUUCUAUAUGGUGUUUAAGUGUAAACAAGUAUUGUAGAGGAAUACCAUAACGAACAAAUGACAAGACGAAAAACGAUGACUUAACCAAGCCAUAUUAGAAAAUAUAUACAAAAAAAAUCAGAAUGCCAUCAGUUUAAAACUGUUGCCAAGGUAAAAAUACUUUUCAAAAGUGGCAACACCAUAAGCGUCAUUUGUUCGUUGUGGUAUUCCCAUCACAUAGACUUUAUAAGGAACGUAUAUAUGACUCGCAUCGUAUUGCAUUUAUGUAUAAGAUGUAGUACACUGUGUACUCAGCAUUCUGUAUGCCCUAUGUAUAGACAUACAGAUAUAUUAUGUAUAUUGAUUGUAUGUAAGCGACACAAUUUCUAAUUGUCACUGUAUAUUGUUAUCACAGUUUAUCAAAGAGGUUGUAUCCUCUUUUGAGGCUUUGAUCCCAAGGCAUACGUGAUAUUGGCUGAAUCUUUUACAUAAACAUUCUUGUUUACAUAACAAAUUAUGGACUCUAGAAUUCUAGACUAAUUACAAAGUUAUUAAAUCUACAUAUUAUUAUGUAUGUAUGUGUAAGAACUAAAAGAUAGUAAAAUUAAUGUCACGUAUGCUUUCGAUCUAAAUAUUGUUUUACUUUUAUAACAGAUUUUGCUUGAGGCAAUGAUAUUUAAUUUCAUAAUGUUAUUUUCUCUACAAAUUGUGCAUUUUGUAAACGAUUUGCUCAAAAUAGACGUAAUUUUGCGUAAGUCGUAGGAAAGUUGUGUUAUGGCCAUAACUUAUGUCCAAUACAAUGUUAUUCAGUAACUAUGUCUCAUUUACAUCAUUGUGUCGCAUAAUUCAAUAUUAUUAGGUUCAUUCAUGGUUCUAGUACAUUUGUUCUCACUAACCAGUGAUAAUAGCGGAAUCACUACACCUAGAACCAUUUACAUAUAUGUUAAACUCAUAUAUUAUAGUAUGUAAUGCAACAAGCAAUGCAAUAACAUGCGGAAAGUAUAGCGUUUAAGCUUAAAACGAAUACUCUGUAUGUUCUUUAUAUAUAUUUUUCUAUAAUGGUAGUCUCAUGUGGGAUUGGCUUUGAGCGGAGUUGUGGAUGUGCUAGGAUAAUGUUGCCCACGAAAAAAAACGUUCGAAAUCUGAAUAUUUCGCAGUCGAACUCAUUUAUUCGUAAUAUGUAGGCGUAAACAUAUCUCAUAGAAGAAUUAGAACAUUUUUAAUAAUUUCAGCCGCUUAGACAAAGGACAAAGAGGUAAUGAAUUUUACAUAAAAUAUUAUUUCUAGUGGGGUUCAAAUGUGUGAAUUUGACUUGAGGACAACUCACGUGUUAUUAGGGAAAAAAUAGAAAUCAAUUUAACGUCAAAUUUUAUAUUUAAAAUCUCAUAAAAUUAUGAAUUGAAACACGAAAAGAUCUAAAAGAAAAGCCAGUGAAUAAUUAUUCAGUCUACUGCUGAAAAAAACAUUUGAAUGUGUAAUUCAAUUGGAACUUUAAAUUGUCAAAGCAAGACAAUACAUGCUAAUUACAUACUCAUAUUGUUAAGGGACCUUUUCCAAAGUCUAGCUACCUGCUUGAUUAGAAUAACAAAAAAAAAUAUUUUUAAAAGAAAUUUAGGCGUAAAUUGCGAUUGUGGAUCGGAGUGCUUCGGAUGGAAAGAUAAGGAAAAAUUGAACUUGAAAAGUUUUAGUUUAAAUUUAGCGUGAAUUCAAAGCUAGGAGGCUACCAAAAAUAUGGUAGAGAUAAUAUUUUAUUGUAAUGUAUACUAUGACCAUCAUUACAGGCAAAAUGCUUUCGUAAAGUUAGUUUGAGGAUCGAAUAUAAUUCAUCUUCAUGCGUGUUGCGUGCGAGUGUAGUGCGAGUGUCUGACUAGGACUAAAGUUAGGAUUAGUUUACUUAUCAGAUUCACUAUCAUGUAAUCGUGUUUUACUACCAAUUAUUGACACGUAAGCUAAUGUCCAAAACAUUAAUUUAAUGAGCAAAUAACUUAGACUACGUUCAAUAUUGAAUUGUAAUUUAUAAUAUCGUAUAACAAUUUCUUAUCAGGAUAGCCGUAGAUUUAGUAAUAAUUUAUAGAAAAUGGAAAGCGUUGAAUAAUUAGCAAUUAAUAAACCACAAAAAGCAAUUUAAAUGUUUCCUAGAUAAUGUACAACUUUUGUUUUAAUUUUUUAGCUUUGUAAGCUAUGUGUUACUGCCGCUUACCCAUGUGUACGUAAGUUAUGAUUUGUUUAUAUAUCAUUUGAAUCAAUUAACAUCUUCGCUUUAGUUGUAAAUUUAGUGUAAUUAUUUCAACAAGUUUUACCAAAACAUGCCUCGCUUAAGUUUUACAUUUGUAUUUUGUUGUAAAUAAGUAAAACGAUAAUUUGUAGUGUGCUCUGGCAUAAUACAUACCUACCUAUGAAUACUUACAAAAUAAACUUUUCACCUGCUAA
Molecule: messenger RNA, 4284 nt
Organism: Trichoplusia ni (cabbage looper)
Lineage: Eukaryota; Metazoa; Arthropoda; Insecta; Lepidoptera; Noctuidae
Product: arf-GAP with dual PH domain-containing protein 1-like
Exons: 7
Coding region: 110-1264 (384 amino acids)
Biological process (GO): positive regulation of GTPase activity
Cellular component (GO): plasma membrane; intracellular membrane-bounded organelle
Molecular function (GO): phosphatidylinositol bisphosphate binding; GTPase activator activity
Source: RefSeq, a predicted model, not a curated record